AGUUUACAAUUACACAUAUAUCAGUGAAGUCUUUUUAUUCUUACUUUCUAAAAAUGGGACAAAAAAUGUCGUAAAAGCAGUCAAAAUUUGCUUACGAAUGAUUUUGAAUACAUUAUUUUGCAAAGCUAUCAUCAGUUUAACAGGGUUUUUGGCCAGUUUGAUAUUCGUGCUUUGUAACACUCCUCCAAUAGGGGAAUCCUAUAAUCAUUUUUUUACCAUAAUCUAUCUCCACAUCUCUGUAAUCUACAAAGUAUUCAAGUUAUACAAUUUUAGUUAUUCAUUUGCUAUGUUUUACUUGGAUUACCGAAAAGUUGUGCAUUCUUAUUUAUCUCGCCAGUUUUUAUAAAUUAAAAUAUGCCGGUUAUUAUUUAAAUACAUCGGUAAUGCAGUUUAAAAUAACUCGAAGAAAAAAAAAAACAAAAUUACAAUGCUUAUAAUAAUAUUAUUCGUUCAUUUUUUCAUUUUAAUGAAGUGUGAAUUUGUUAUUGAAACUAUCGAACAGACAUGUGAUUUACAAUUGCUGAAAAAUCUUACAGUUUACAGUAAAGACUGGGAAGUAACCUAUAAACAAGCGAUAAUUAAAUUUAACUUGUGUGGGUAUUUGAACGACAAAGAUCACCAUAAAUACGUGGCUUAUAUAAAGAAAAACAAUAAUUUCAUUCGUUUUGCUAAUUUCUCAGGUUCACUUGAUAAUAAACUAAAUUUUCACCCAGUAGAUAAUACAACUUGUAAGUUAUCUGUAAAUUUCGACUGCCUAAUGUUCUCAAAGGAACCCAAGUUACAAGUGAAUAAUGAAUGCAAUUAUCAAUUAUCAAUUUCGUCUCUAUCAGAAAAUUGCGUUCGUCCAUAUGGGAUGAGAUAUCAGAAUGAUUUAUUGGAUUUUCGUCCGUUACGACGUUUGUAUGAUAUAAAAUUUGAUGGAAAAAAUAAAUUCGAGUCUUGUAUUUCAUUUUGUAAUGAAAUCGAAGACUGUAAAAUAGAUAAUAAUAAUUGUUAUGUCAACGGAACUAAAAGUGAAAAAAUUGUUACAGUAGAAUUCGAUAGAAUAGUAUAUAACAACAAAUUCGAACUGCACGCACAUUAUUUUCAACACAACAAAAAGAAAAAAAUAGAAGUACACAUUACUUGUAAAUGGUUUAAAAACUCAACCGAAUUAAAAGUAUUAUCAGCAGGAAAAAAUACCAGACUCGAACUUGAAUCUUCAUUAGGUUGUAUUAAACAACCCCAAGUAUGUCAAUUUACAGACAAGCAAUUCUUCUAUAAUCUAUCAGAUCUUUAUGAGAAAAAAGGUUAUUGGGAAGUUGAAUCUAAUAGUACAAGAAAAAUAUAUUUAAAUAUUUGUGGACCAUUACGUUUAGGACAAGAUCAUUGUUCUAAAUCCCAUUCGCAAAUAUGUGAAAAUGUUAAUAGAGCAUAUAUAAGUAAAGGAAGAAUAAGUUCGGCAUUAACACCUGUGGUAUUAGAGGAUACCAUCGUUGAUACCUAUACAACCGGUGAUGAAUGUAACAAAACUCAAAUGUAUACAACAAAACUUAUAUUGAAAUGUUCGUCUGUUGAUGGGAAACCAACAUUUAUUAAAUACAACGGUUGCGAGAUGAUUAUAGGGUGGAAUACCACUAAAGCUUGUCCGAAAUAUGAUUUGAAGGCUUGUCCGUAUAAACUACCCAGUUCGAACCAGUACGAUUGCGUUUAUAAAGAUAUACAUAAGGAAUUCUACUUGUUUUAUAAUUUGUCGAGAUUGUACAAUCCGAGAGGAUAUCAAAUUCGAGAUCCUGAUGACAAUAAUUAUUUGUAUUGGUUGAAUGUAUGUGGACCGAUUAAUCUUAGCGAAGCGCCCUGUAAAAAAAAUGUUAUGAUCGCUAAGGUGAAUUUGAAAGAGGUGGACGUCAGAAAGAAGGUGAUAUCGUACGGAGAACAAACUAAUAUAUCGACAAGAAACGGCUCUCUAAUAAUAGAUACAGCUGGAGGCGAUUUUUAUAAUCAAAAAGAUUUAUUAACUUACUAUAGAGCAAACAUACAAUUCGAAUGUUCUAGAAACGUAGAGAGCGAGAUUUUUUUACUAUCGAAAAGUGAAAGUUCCUUGGAAUUUUUAUGGAAAACUAAAUACGCUUGUCCUGUGACAGUGGAAACUAUCCGAAGUUGUAUAUUCGAUAUUGAUCCUUAUACUAAGUUAGAUUUUACAAACAUAACCAAAGAUUCUUUAGUGAUACAAAAUGAUGACAGACAGUACUUGUUCGAUUUGUGUGGACGUCGUAGAGAAUCCUGCGAUCCUAGUAAUUGUACGUAUACGAGGGCCUCCAAAAACGUCGUAAAGUAUCAUAAUAAGUAUAAUAUCGAAUUUAUAUUGAACGCGCCUUGUAACAUUCCAAAAAAAUUCAAUAGAACCCUCAUAGAAUUGGUUUGCGAUAAUUUACUUGACAACGAUCAUUAUAACGAUGAAAUGAAAGUUGAAAAUUGUACUUUGAUGUUACAAUUACGUACCAAUAAGAUUUGUACUGACGAGCCUGUAGUUGUACCUCUCCUAAAUUCCGAACCACUUGAAAAUAAAAAUAUUCAGCGCAUCAAUUACGACGUCAUACAGGAACAUUCAACGAAAAAAGUUAAUUGUACAUUGAUAGGUCCACACAAUAAUUAUGUGUUUGAUAUCAACCAACUCACAUUGGACGUAAAUGUAACAAAAUGUCCUGCAAAGUCAUACAAUUUCGAUAACAAAACCAUAACUUUGUUAUAUAACAUACCAAAAAGUUGCCAUCAUUCCAAAGAUAACCUCGAAUUAAUAGUCGAAUUAAAUUGCAAUGACAACCUCCAACAAAAUAAGACGAAUCAAUUUCGAUGUUCCAGAAAAAUGACGUUCUUCCUACCGGAAACUUGUAAACUAUUAGAAAUCGUUAAUAACUCGCAAAAUGAACGAGGUACCAUCAGUGGUGGGCUAGUAACAGUGUACACUCUACUUUCUGUAUUCCUCGUAUUACUAUUAAUCGGUAUAUCCUAUUGGUUAUAUAAACGUCAACUGCAGAUUAGACCAUAUCGAGUCUUAUUCGUACCCUACAAAAAGGAUUUCGACGAUUAGAAAAUGCGUUCGGUAUGAUGGUAAAUUUGGUUACCGAAAAGUUUUUUAUGCAGGGAAAUUACGAUGUAUCGGUAUAGUAAAAUAAUCGACACUAUAUGUUGUUGAAUACAUUUACAGGGUGUUCAAAUAAUCUUAAUUUUUUAUUGAUCGUUUUUUUAACAAUUAUUGCGGCAUCCUGUAUAAAUCACAUAAGAGGCUCUUGUGUUGAAAAUUAUUUUUUCACAUAGGAAUUAGAAAUUUGUUUAAAACGUUCAUAAUUUGUAUUUAUUUUAGAAUCUUCUAAUUUAUUUGUUGUUAAGUUUAAGUUUUUUUGUUAAUUAAUUCCAAGAAAAAAGAACACACAAAUUAUAAUUUUCGGUUUUCGAAAAUUAUUUUUAAAAAUUUAUUUUACACAAAAUUAAAUGAAUACAAUUAAUCUCACAAGCGAACUAACUAAUAUUCAUUGAAUGAACUAUAUAUUCAAGAGCGAUACAUAUAUUCAUUGCCAAGCUGUUUACAAAUAUUUGUAUUUAUAAUAAAAUAAUUGCUGAUGAAGUGUUUAUGAUAUUUAAUACAAUUGCAUUUUAUAUAAAUGUCCUUCUAGAAUUUUCUCCAUGUAACUCCUCCAUCCCUAAGAAUGAAAAAUUACGGAGGUAUUUUUCAUAUUUUGUUGUCUUCUUUCUUCUAAUUCGAUGCUUUCUUUCUUCUUUUCUUCAAAUUUCUGUUUUCUUACAAAUUUACUUUUAUAUUUACGAAUUAACAAUAAUGUUAUUAAAAUUACACAAAUUAUUAUUAUUAUAGUAAAUAGUCCAAUUGAUACAUGGCUAGCAAUUUUAUUUAUUUCGUAUAAUUUGUCAAAGUCUUAUGUUGGUUAAAUUUGGAGAUUUAUAAAUUUGAUUAUUUAAAAAUUUGAAGUUCGAUUUUGGUAAUAUUAUCGAUUUUCCUUUUUUAAUUUGUAUGUUGGUUGAGAAAAUUUCACUUUCUGUUUGAAUACUGCAGUUCUUUGGAAUUUUUAUAAUUGAUGGAUAACUUAUUUUAAAAUAACGGUCCGAAACACAUUCAGAAAUCACUUCAGUUUCUGAAUUCGGAUUUACUAAAAGUUUGUUAUUUGUCACUUGUUCCAGUAUAGUUUCUUGGAGGUUAAUUUCACUAACAACACAAUUUUCAGCAGAGCGUCCGUUUAACAAUUAAAUAGUACAAUUGUCUUUUAACUUAAAUGUUUAUUUACAAUAAUAUUUCUCUUCUAAUGCCCGACAUUCUUCUUUAAUAAAAUUAACUUCUUCUUGACUUCUGGCCAAGUAAGGUUGAGGAGGGAUAAAUAUUGUAUGAUUUUGGAUUAUAGGAUAUAGAUGGAAAAAUUCAUAGGUUUUAGGUUUAAGGAUUGAAACAUGGGUAGCAAAAAUUAUUUUAGAUUUGGAAAAGGUUAUUGCAUUUUCAAUAUUAUCAAUUAAUGUAAUCAAACUUUGACAGUCCAGAUUAAUCUGUGAAAGUAACUGCGAAGUAAACUAUAAAACAUUACAAAGGUGUUUACAAUCUUUCGUUUAUACAACAAAAUUAUUUACAAUAUUUGAUACUAUUACAUUUUAAUAAAAGGACCUACUAGAAUUUUCUCUCCAUAACUUCAGCAAUAAUUUUAUUAUAUAUAAGAAAAAUUGUAAACAACUUUUAAUGUACUAUAGUUAGUUCGCUUAAGAUAUUAAUUGUAAUCAUUCAAUAAUAUAAAAUUAAUUGUAAUUUUGUAUUAAAUAAAUUUUUGAAAACAUAUUUUCGGCAUUUUCGGAAUAUAAUUCACACUGUAUAUUUUUUAGUUACCUUUUUGUAUACAAUAAAUUCCAGCUUCUUGCACAUUUCGAAAAAAAGUUACUAAAUGCGACGUUGUCAAGUCAGGUAACAACCAAUCGUGCUGCAUUUUUAAGCGGAAAUUUGUUGUACAUUUUAGCAGUAUUAAUUUUUUUAUAAAAAUCUUGUUUUAUUUGUAAUUUAAAAACAAUUUGUAUAAAGAAAAAAUUUAGAA
Messenger RNA from Diorhabda carinulata, 5063 nucleotides. RefSeq lists its product as uncharacterized. The coding region runs from base 428 to 3070 and encodes 880 amino acids. Lineage: Eukaryota; Metazoa; Arthropoda; Insecta; Coleoptera; Chrysomelidae. The transcript is spliced from 18 exons. Gene Ontology annotation, molecular function: signaling receptor activity; D-mannose binding. The record is from RefSeq and is a predicted model, not a curated record. Gene Ontology annotation, biological process: lysosomal transport.